AUGGAUCAACACAUGCAAGAUGCCCCGGCUGAUGUGCUGGCCGAUGCCAGGCGGACGCUUGAGGCUUUGAAGAGCUCGGGACUCUCGCGCGAAGUGUUGUUGCAAAUGUGGGAGGCCGGCGAAGACAGGACGCACCAGCUCCAACACCAACACCAGCUCCACCACCAGCACCAACAGCAACAAACACCACAAGACGCUCCUAUGGAGGAUGCUUCUACACGAGGCCCCUCCACUACCCAAUGCGCACCCCAGCCCUCUGUCGGUGCUCCAGGCAACCUGCCCCAGGUGGCGAGCGCGCAAACAGGAUGGGGACCCGGCCGUUUCAACUUUUAUUGGUGCACUUCCUGCGAGACACGGUUCAAGCGCAAGUACGACUGGAAGCGUCAUGAGGAGGAGUUCCAUGAGCGCUGGAAGAAGUACCCUUGCCCUGAGCCUGGCUGCAACAGAAGUUUCUGGGGAGCAAACACUUUCAACCAACACCACAAGGCCUCGCACGGCUGCAAGACGUGCCCUCAUUCUGAAAAGGUAGUCAAAUAUCUCAAGCGGAGGAAGUACUGGGCUUGCGGCUUCUGCUCGGCUCUUCAUCCUUCGCGAGAACGCCAUGUCGAGCACGUAGCUCGGCAUUUUGAGUCGGGGAAGACGAAGUCGGAUUGGAUGCACUCGAGAGUUAUUUACGGCCUCCUUCACCAGCCUCUGAUCCACGAGGCCUGGAAGGACAUCCUCAUGUCCAAAGCGAAUGAGUUCAGCGGACGUCAGCCCAACUUCAGCUGGAAUCCCACACAGACCGGUCGUGCGCAGGGCUUCAUGGAAAAUGAGAGCCCAGGUCAACUGCAAGACCUUCUCGAGUUCUUCUCUGGUCCCAGCACCGAAGCCGAGUCUAUAGUGUCAAUCGCCUACAAGCUUGCCGACCUCGUUUUUCUACCAGUCCCGGCAUCACCGCCGAUGCAGUACUCCCAAUGCUACGCCCCUCCUCCUUCGGCUCUCCCGCAACAAUACCCGCCUCAGCCCCUUCUUCCUCCUCCUUCGAUACCCUCUCAGACUUUGCCGACUCAGUCGCCCCAGCCUCCCGUACUGGCUUCGCAGGACUCAUCACCUUCACCAUUCAUGGACCAAAUGAGGGCCCAAUCAAUGAUGCCACAGCAGAUGUUCCACACGCCACAACCGCGUGCCAACACUGAGCCUCUGCGACGAGCAUCUCUCGAUAGGGAGCUACCGCCACCACCACAAGAAAAUCAGCCAAUGAACUUUCAAUUUAUGCCCGAAAAUAUGGUCUCGUUUGAAGACUGGGAGAGCUUCUCUAGUACCGUCGUUGACGAGAACGCACCGCAACCUGCGCCAAUGUCAACAGAAUGGCCAAUGGUUCCUGUACAAUACUACAACGCCCCUGUAGGGCCAUGA
Messenger RNA from Colletotrichum spaethianum, 1398 nucleotides. RefSeq lists its product as uncharacterized. Lineage: Eukaryota; Fungi; Ascomycota; Sordariomycetes; Glomerellales; Glomerellaceae. Gene Ontology annotation, biological process: regulation of transcription by RNA polymerase II. The transcript is spliced from 2 exons. Gene Ontology annotation, cellular component: nucleus. The record is from RefSeq and is a predicted model, not a curated record. Bases 1 to 1398 code for a protein of 465 amino acids.